UUAUUGGGGGCUAGGGUUUAUAUUCAAAGCCUAAACCCUCCCUCGUUUCGCCACACAGCAUAGGAAAAUGUUUACAGGCGGAAAGAGCUUCGUCUCGUCGCCGCCGGCGUUCUCGAAUGACGCCAAGCGACUCCUUGUUUGCACCGGAAACACCGUCUCUGUUUUCAGCACCUCCACUGGCUUACAGACUUGUGAGUUGGAAGGGCACGAGGCGCAGGUGACUUCGGUUAUAGUCGUUCCGGCAACUAAUCCGGCAAGUAAAGUCUUGUGCUAUUGCUGGACGUCUUCCCUCGAUGGGAAGAUCAAUUACUGGGACUUCGCCGCGCCGGAAUUGAUGAGGACUAUUGACAUUCGGUUCCGAAUUCACUCGAUGGUGAUUCCAAGUCUAUUAUGCCAGAGAACUGACAGCACUGGCAAGCUUCCUGUUCCUGAUCUUUAUGCUUAUAUCUCUACUGAGGAUAUGAAACAGGAAGGAAAACCAAGCUCUUUUGCUAUACAGAAAUGUAACCUUACAAAGUCACGCUUAGUUUGUGGAGUUACUCUAGCUGAGACUCGGAAACCACGUUAUGUAACCAUUAGUCCGUCAGGGAAGUACAUUGGAACGUGUGAAAAGCGCAAGCUCCGUAUAUGGGAAAUACCUGCAAAAGAUUCCGAGCAUGUUGGUUACAAGAAAGUCAGUUUACAUCAUACAAGGCCAAUUACUACCAUGGCUUUUCAUCCGAAUGAGAGGGUGGUAGCAGCAGGCGAUGUCACAGGAAGGAUCUUACUAUGGAGAGGUGUUGGGCGUGAAACAUUCUCCAAUAGUAAGUCAUCUAAUGGCCGAAUGAACAUGGACAGAGAGGAUAUGCCUGGAGUGAGGGAUACUGAUGAUGCAGAUUCAUGUACCACAUGGCAUUGGCAUUCUUCAGAAGUGAACAUGCUCUUCUUCUCUUCCGAUGGUGCUUAUUUGUACUCAGGUGGAAAAGAAGGAGUUUUGGUUGUUUGGCAGUUAGAUACUGGAAAGAAAAAGUUCCUUCCAAGGAUUGGAUCCCCACUUCUGUAUUUCAUCAAUUCUCCAGACCCUACAUUAUCAUCUAUAUCAUGCGCAGAUAAUCAAAUUCAACUUCUUAGAAUGCCUUCGAUGGAGAUCUUGCGGUCCAUUUCGGGGAUCAAGCUUCUAUGUUCACAUAUGGAUAUGUACGAGGGAUUUGGCUCUGCUGUUGUUUUCAAUCCCACUGCUGGCUUGAUUGCAGUACCUGCAGAGAACUACCGUGUCCAACUUUACAGUUUGUUUGAUGAUCGUGAGAUUUCUCAGGUGCAAAUCUGUGAGAGAAACCAUCAGCCUGGCGAUGAAAUUACGGUAAAAGUGAAUUUGGUAGCUCUUUCUCGAGAUGGUUCUACCAUGUGCACUGUUGAAACCAGACUUCCUGAAGAAGGAAUAGGCAGCCUUGUGACUCUUAAGUUCUGGGCGUGCGGUUCACAGAAAAAACAAAUUAGCUUGUCCACUGUCAUAUAUGAACCCCACAGAGAUGCUGAGAUCUCAUGCAUAGCUUUCCGACCAACUGGCAACAUGGCUGUCAGUUCAUCACAUGGUGGAGAUUUUAAGGUGUGGGUGCAUAGGCAUGAGCUCACCCCUAAGGAUGAGACUGUUCAAAGGAGUGGCUGGACAUGUCAUGCUGUUGGAUCAUACAAGAAGAAGCCUAUGUCUACUGCUGCAUUUUCCAGUGACGGGUCUGUCCUCGCUGUUGCUGCAGACAAAGUCAUUACCUUGUGGGAUCCAGAUAGGAACACGCUGUUGGCUGUAAUUGGGGAUAGUCUAGAGCCAAUUACUAAUCUUACAUUCGUUGGGAAGUCAGAAUAUCUUGUAUCUGCUUCUGCUUCACGAGGGUCAAAAAUCUCAAAUCCACAAUUGACUGUGUGGAGUAUGUCGAAGCUGUGCGCAGCUUGGUCCUACAGGCUUGACAUAGAGGCAAUCACUUGUUCGAUGGACGAUUGCACCUUCGCGGUUCUUGCUCGAUCUAAGCCAAAUGGAUCAGCGGAUAAAUCAUCAAAGCAUGCAGAGGAUGUGAUUUUGUUGUUCAAUGCAGAAAAAGCAGUUCCCUUGUCGGUGUGGUUUGUGAGCGAGGCUCAAGGAGGAGGUCUUUCAUUUGUCAGUUCAGAUGAAGACAAAGUUUCCGGAACUUUAGGCACAGAUGAAGUACUUGCUUAUAUUAAUGGUGCUCGUGAGUAUGUUCUCUUGAACCCACACAGUGAGCAAGACAUUUCUCGUCAACGAGACUUUACUAACCUUGAUGAAACAGAUACACACGGGUAUGCAUCAGUGUACGGUGAGUUGCCAGAGUUCAGCUUGAAAGCAGAUCAGACCGCAUUCCCAUCAAUGCCAUCGGGAAAAACCUGGAAAGGUAUAUUUAGUGGACCGUCUCAUGCCCUUCCUCCCCUGCCCAAGUUAUGCUCAGACUUCCUAGAAUCAUUGUUGGAGAGGAGGUCUGGUGUUGUGGAAUAGGCCAUUUUUCGUACUUAACUGUGUUUUCGGUUAAGUAAUCGUGAGCUUGCGCCUUCUAUACAAUGCGGAAGGGAAGGAGCUGGAGGAUUUUGCUCCGGUAUACGAUUUUGUGUGUAACGCUCUACCUUUUGAUCAAGUUGAGGUGUUAAAAUAGUUUGUAACUGCAGAAUUGUAGAAUUUUGGAAAAUUAUGUACCGCUUUUAAUAUAUAAUAUUAAAUUCCAUUUUCUUUA
This is a messenger RNA of Salvia hispanica, 2714 nucleotides long. RefSeq names its product Transducin/WD40 repeat-like superfamily protein. Lineage: Eukaryota; Viridiplantae; Streptophyta; Magnoliopsida; Lamiales; Lamiaceae. The record is from RefSeq and is a predicted model, not a curated record. Gene Ontology annotation, molecular function: protein binding.